Molecule: messenger RNA, 1472 nt
Organism: Corythoichthys intestinalis (scribbled pipefish)
Lineage: Eukaryota; Metazoa; Chordata; Actinopteri; Syngnathiformes; Syngnathidae
Gene: mis18a
Product: MIS18 kinetochore protein A
Exons: 5
Coding region: 362-928 (188 amino acids)
Biological process (GO): CENP-A containing chromatin assembly; chromosome segregation
Cellular component (GO): chromosome, centromeric region; chromatin; nucleus
Source: RefSeq, a predicted model, not a curated record
UACACACUAAAUUACUGUAUCUCUGACGUUUAUCGGUUGAAAAUUAAGCAACUACUUUAAUGCACUGGCUAACAAACGACAACGCUCAUCACAGCGUGUAUCAACACAUCUACUUUUACAUACACGAUAUCUAUGCUCCAACCGAAUGGAAUUCUCACGCCAGGAGUUCGCUUAGAUUUAUGUUUUUUUGUUGUGUUUAUUGCUGGCACAAUUGAGAAAUACAUACUUUUUUCAUGCAUACAUGUAUUUAUGAUGAAACGUCAUCAAUGCAUGUGGUUAAACAGACCAAUCACGGCAUUCUGUGUUGGUCACGUGACGCAAUGUUUUUGUAGGUCUGGAAGCCGCGAAUAUUCAAUUAAAAAUGGCGACAGGGGGAAACUUUUUAGCUAAUAGCCCCAAAAAAGGCUACGACGCGUACGAAACGUAUAUCGAAGACCCCUCCUCCGUCGAGGAGAAAUUAUUCGGCCACUCGGCGGAGGAGUCCGACGACAAGGACGCUCCGGCAGUGUUCUUCUGCGACAAAUGCAAACUACCUGUCGGGGAUUCUCUGUCAUGGGACGGCAGCGACGACAAACGAAACCACAUUCACCUCAAGCGAGUCACCGAAAACGUGCUGGUUUCAAAAGACGCUCGGCUGCAUGAAGAUAGCAAAGGUUCUCCCUGUAUAAUUGUGGAUUUGGUGUGUCGGGGGUGCCAGACUGUUUUGGGGAUGAUCUACAAGUCCACACCAAUAAGCAUGGACCACAAGAGAUAUACUUUUUGCUUCAUGGUGGCAAAAAUUGGCAGUUAUGAAUUGGGUACCGCUAGCCAGAUGUUGUCAGGAGGGGGCGCCAACAGGCAGCCGGUCACUCUGGAAGUCAGAGACGACGUUGAACGGCAGCUCACUGAGUGUCUUGACAUGCGGCUUCUCUGGUCGAAAUGCGCCUAGCAACACUUCCCGAUGAGGCAUCGCCCUCCACCCCCCCACCCGCGAGGUUUCAUCAUCCGACAACAACGGCGCGGUCGCCACGGCAACAGGCGCCACGCGCUACCUCGGCCGGCCCGAAGCGGGAGGGGCCGGCGUGCACGCGCGCCGGCUAAUCUGUUUUUCUCCCGCCCGCCUGACCCCACCCUUCCCCCGCCCUGACUGGGAAUAACAACACACAAAGCAGUGGAGGUGCAAACAGAUGUGCGUUUGUCAGCAUGCGCUUAAUUGGAGCCCAGAACAAACAAACAAACAAACAAACAAGUACCACAAUUUGAAAUGGAAAUGUCUUCUUCCUAUAUAUUUGUACAUGAGCUCAUCCAAACAGGGCUAGAGAUGAGGUCAGACUGAACAUGUGGUCAGAUAUGAGCUCAGCCAGAACGUGACUAGUCUGCAAAGGUGACGCUAAACCUGCUUUACACCAUUAUUCCUUAUAUUUCUAUGAAACUGUGAACAUACUGUGUGUUUCAGUACAGAAGCCAAAUGACCUUAAAAAUGUUACAUUUAU